AUGUCUAACGUGCCUCAAUCCGUGUAUCGACCGUUAGUAAUAGUUGUAUCUGGACCUUCAGGUUCCGGAAAGUCAACUUUACUCAAUAGGUUAUUCGAAGAAUAUCCAAACAAGUUUGGAUUCAGUGUUUCUCAUACAACACGAAAACCACGUCCUGGCGAGGAAGACGGGAAAAAUUAUCAUUUCAUAACACGUGAUCAAUUCAAUCAACUCAUAAAAGAAAACGCAUUUAUCGAGCAUGCUGAAUUCUCGGGGAAUUUGUACGGAACGAGUGUGAAAGCUGUUCGUGAUGUAGAAGACACGGGAAAAAUCUGCAUCUUGGAUAUUGAAUUAAAUGGAGUUAAAGCGGUAAAACAAAAACAAGAUGAAUUAGAUGCAAGAUUUCUAUUUAUCUCUCCUCCUUCAUUAAAAGUUCUUGAAGAACGAUUACGUGGACGAGGGACUGAAAAUGAGGAGUCAAUAAAAGCUAGACUUGAUCAGGCCAAUGAGGAACUUGCUUAUUCACAGCAAGAGGGUGCUCAUGAUUUGAUAAUUGUUAAUGAUGAUCUGGAUAAAACAUAUCAAACAUUCAAGAAUUUUAUUUUCGAUUCGUAUGAUCGAAAAUUUGCGGAUGUUUAA
Ambispora leptoticha is the source of this 618-nucleotide messenger RNA. NCBI's taxonomy places the organism in Eukaryota, Fungi, Glomeromycota, Glomeromycetes, Archaeosporales, Ambisporaceae. The record is from the annotation of a GenBank genome assembly.